GGUUUUGCUGCCUUCAAACCUGAACUCCUUCAAGUCUCUGCACUCAAUAAUGCACAAAUGACUCGGCUAUAGAGUUGGAAUAAUACAGAGAAAGGGAACCGUCCAAGGAAGGUAAUUGGCGCAUUCAUUGGACUUCUCAUGAGUGGAAUAAAAUACACCAAACUAGCUGCCUUCUUGGAAUUUAACCAGUUCUACCAGCCUUUCAAUUAUAUCCUUCUCCAAAACUUCAGGAAGCACAACUGGGCUCGUGUGCAAUUAUCACGCCAAUCUUCUAUUCUCUGAGGCAUUGAAGCGAACAGGUGAAGCUCGUCAAAGUUUGGCCCAAGUCCGCUCUCCUAAGCUUCCGCUAUAAAAAAACAAGCAGAAACGAUGUGGGACUAAACAAAAGGAAAACAGUUCUUCACCUUUCCGGAUUCGUUUUCGGUUUCUCGUCCUGGCUUUUUGCUUCCGGCGGCACUUUGUUCUCUCUCUCUUUCUCUCGCCUCGAUUCCACUUGCCGCGGAAUUCGUCUCCAAUCGCUCGCCGCCGCCGGAUCUCAAUAUCUCGUCAGGAAGAAAGGCGUGAGGAAGUUUCUUAAAUCUCAGUUCAUCGUAUGUCAGCUAUUUGACAUGAUAUCGUUGCAAGAGGCUAUUCUCUUUGUUGUUUCUUUCCUAUAGUAGUUUAUUUUGAGAGCUUUUUGGUGCUGUCAUGGCAUUAUGAUGAGUUACAUUAAUCUGAAAUUUCACCUGUAUAGAUUAACAGGAUGCUCAGUUUGAGAUAUUCUCCAUCACUUAUGGCAGGAAGAUUGGAAUUGAGUAAUGUUUCUCAAAAGCCAAAUGGUAUAGUGGUUUGUGCUGCAAGGGGCCCAAGACCCAGAUUUCCUCGUGUAUGGAAAUCCCGAAAUAGAAUCGGGACCAUUUCCAAGUCACAAAAGCUUGUUGAAUGUGUAAAGGGGUUAUCAAAUGUGAAGGAGGAAGUUUAUGGAGCUCUUGAUUCAUUUAUUGCCUGGGACUUAGAGUUUCCUCUGAUCGUAGUGAAGAAGGCAUUGAAGACACUUGAGAUUGAAAAAGAGUGGAAGAGAAUAAUUCAAUUGAUUAAGUGGAUGUUCAGCAAAGGUCAAGGAAAGACUAUGGGAAGCUAUUACACUUUGUUAAAUGCUUUAGCUGAGGAUGGGCGAUUGGAAGAGGCUGAGGAACUUUAUAUGAAGAUAUUUUCCCAAUAUCUGGAAAGCUUACCUCGUGUUUUCUUUAUGAAAAUGAUCACGUUAUACUACAAUAAAGGCAUGCAUGAAAAGAUGUUUGAGAUUUUUGCUGACAUGGAAGAACUGGGCAUCAGGCCUGAUGGAUCAAUAGUGAGGAUGCUAGGCGAUGUAUUUCAGAAAUUAGGUAUGUUGGACAAGUACGAUAAGUUAAAGAAGAAAUACCCACCUCCUCGAUGGGAAUAUCGUUACAUCAAAGGGAAGCGUGUCAGGAUCCGGGUGAAUCAACCAGACAAAUCAAAUGCAGAGGCUUGUACUAGCCUUGACAAUAAGUAGAUCCAUCGUACUUUGUUGUACUCCACUGCAGCUGGGGACUUCUAAAACAAGCAGUGCACUCGUACAGGAACUAUAAUCAGGGUAGAUGGGUCUGUGAUUAUUCAGAUAUUGGCACAAGAUCUGAUUGAUUGCCCCACAAGAUCAAGGCAAAGGUAAUGAAAUAGGCUGAAAACACAAUAGCUGGUGGAACCCUACCUUGAAGAACCUUAACUGGUGAAAUCCUAGAAUCUCUUUUUUUUCCAACAGUUGGGCAUAAGAACUGUCAGUGCAUGAUUCUCUGAUUACAUUCUUCACUCCUGUCUGUAAUCUAAUUGAUACUUGGUUGUUAAAGCAAUGAUGUUUGCUUACCCAAAGAAGUGUUAAAAAGACAAAAAAAAAAAAGGUUUCUGAUUAUAGUGUCAAAUGUUGUCGCUAGAGAAGAGGAGAGCAAAGACCUUUGAGAUGGAAAAGAUCAAAUUAUUGGUUCAAGUUAUUGACUGCAAAACGGAUGCUCAUGGAUGCCAUGCCAUUUAAUUUA
Messenger RNA from Phoenix dactylifera (date palm), 2030 nucleotides. NCBI's taxonomy places the organism in Eukaryota, Viridiplantae, Streptophyta, Magnoliopsida, Arecales, Arecaceae. The record is from RefSeq and is a predicted model, not a curated record.